Ixodes scapularis (black-legged tick) is the source of this 1187-nucleotide messenger RNA. Its product is annotated as zinc finger protein 239-like. Gene Ontology annotation, cellular component: nucleus. NCBI's taxonomy places the organism in Eukaryota, Metazoa, Arthropoda, Arachnida, Ixodida, Ixodidae. Bases 1 to 795 code for a protein of 264 amino acids. The record is from RefSeq and is a predicted model, not a curated record. The transcript has 2 exons.
AUGCCAGAAAAAAACUGGCACGUGGUUAUUGUGGCACGACAGAUAUCAUCUGCACACAUUAAAAUUUUUAUAUUUGUGUGUCUUCUAACAGAGCCCAUCGACACGGUGCUGGACGACGAAGCUAACAGCACCAGCCGCGAAGACAGUAACAGCCAGAUCAACUCCCAAGACCGAUCGGAUGAAGUGCAAGCAAGAGAAAGUCAACACUGUGACGGCAUUCACAGUUGCCGCUUCUGUCCGCGCAUAUUCCAUUCCGAGACCAGCGCCACGACUCACGAAAAGAUCCACCUGGGAGAACCACCAUUUUACUGCCGCUUUUGCCACAAGGAAUUCAAGUCCAAGAGCAGCCUAAAUAUCCACAAAAGGGUACACACGGGUGAUAAGCCCUUCAGCUGUCCCGUGUGCAACAAGACCUUUGCAGAUGCAGCCCAUCUGACCAUCCACAAGCGAAGCCACAACAAGGAAAGACCUUACAAGUGUGACUUGUGCGGCAAGGGUUUCCUCACCAGCGGUAACCUAAAGGUUCAUCGCAGAACCCACACAGGAGAGAAGCCCUUCGAGUGCCGUACCUGCCACAGGAUGUUUGCACAGAAGAGCCAGUGCGUGGUUCAUGAAAGAACACACACGGGACAGAAAUCGUUCAAGUGUGAUCUGUGCGGAAAGGCAUUUACCGAGAAAUACACCCUUAAAGGGCACAUGCGGGUUCAUACAGGUGAGAAGCCCUUCAAGUGCAAUAUCUGUGGAAAAGCGUUCAGGGUGAGCAGUCACCUGUCGGCUCAUAGGAAGAGACACUGAAGGUAGAGUCUGCUGAUGCCACACCCUUACUGAAAAGAUCAUGCUGGAAUUCAUCGCCAAAAAGAAAUUGAUGUAGAGUAAGGUACAAGGCAUCAAACUUAAAGGGGCACUGAAGUCGAUUCUGAGGUCAUUCUUUUGUGGUGGCAAUCAAUCUAGACACUAAGCAUCCCAACAAACCCAAAAUCACAAUCGUGCGUAGCUUAUUUCCUCGUUAAAAAUGUGGUCAAAGAUUGCAACACAUCCUUUUUCGGAAAAAUGUUUUUCAGAGUGGUCGACGAAGGGCGCUUGUCGACGAGUUGCAAGUGAUGGCUUCCCUCGCAGAAGAAAAGGAGUCAUAUCCGAAUGUGUACCUAUCAAACUCUCUUCGAAACGAGUUAUAAUAAAACCAUUUG